GAUGUCGCUGUUGGUUCCGACGUGUACUGUUUGUUGUUGCAAAUCAUAGUUUCUUUACUUUGUUGUUGCAAAUCAUGAAUGAUUCUGCCUGAAAAUGUUGACCCUGCCGGGGAAGUAGUAGAUAAGCGACACCGCCACAAGCUGUCCAGUUGCGUGUCUGUCUGCGUAGAGGGAGUGAGCGAAGAAGUAAUCAGGAAACGAAUCCAAGCGCUUUUGGGAAACCACACGAAAAGAUGAAAGUUUUUUCCACCGCGGUUUCUUUUACGGCGACUGUUGCCCUCGUAGCGGCAGAGGAGUUCAUGUCGCCCUUGCGGGGUGAGGUAGCUGCGUUUUCAAGUGGACCGGAGGAUGAUCCGUGCCACAAGAAGUACCAUGACGAAGCGUCCUGUGCCGCAGACACCACUCUCGGGGGCGGGUACAAUAUUUGUGCUUGCAGUCAUGCGUAGUAGCUUUGCAUGGGGUGGUAAUCAAUGUUUGUCAUGUUGCGUGAUGAAAUUCGAAAUCGAAUUCAAAUCCAAUUCAACCUUCAUCUAGUUGCGUCUGGUGUGUGUGCGGGGCCUUGCCAAGUUCUUGCUGGACAAUUGCGGACGCAAAGAAGCUCCCAAAAGCGGUAUUCAAUUGCCACUUCCCGUCUUCAUCGCAGGUGGACGGGUCCGCGGCGAAUAUGGCGUGUAGAAGAAAGUUUUGUGUCGUGCACUUGCAGAAAAGCGUGUUGUGUACUUUCUUGUGUGGCACCGUGAAAUAAAAGGAAAAGACAACUGAGAGCGCGACUAAAUGCGAUGUCUUGUAUUCUAUCUUCCGGUUCCGAUGCUAAUCUACUUAGGGCGCGACUCGAAAUUUUGUUUUUGUCAGCGUGAUACGUCGCAAGGAGAAGGCGGAGUUGCCGGAAUUGACAAGGGACGAGAGAGCGCAGGAAAAUGCCCUGAGCGUGAACAAGGCGGACUCGACGGAAAGCAGCUCCGGGGAGCAAUGGAUUUAGGUGCGCGGAGGUUGCAAUCGUAAUACAAGUAAGCGUGCGCUCUGAGUAACAAACAACAGUGAAGAUUGGCGGGAUAAAACAGAGCGAUAGGCGGAUACGAAGAGGAGAUUGGUGAAUUGUGAAACAGCUCCGUUUUUUUCUAAAUUUUUCAAAAGAUGAUGAGUGGCGUCCUUCGCAAAAUCCAAAGACGAGUUGGCAAGAACGGAAGAAAAUAGAGCUACCACCAAUCAGAAAUAUGGAAGUGGGCUUCUCCGUGGCUUUCGGGCUGCAGUACGUGUGUAAUCAAAGAUAUGAGAAGUAACAAGAAGUGCUACUCCUGCCUUUAGACCAAGGAACAGCAGCAAGUCGUUGCCGACUCCUGCGCUGUCGAUUGCUCGUUCCUCUAAACAGAUGCGAUCUGUAGUUUCGCAUCAUUGUG
Amoebophrya sp. A120 is the source of this 1397-nucleotide messenger RNA. NCBI's taxonomy places the organism in Eukaryota, Dinophyceae, Syndiniales, Amoebophryaceae. The record is from the annotation of a GenBank genome assembly.